Messenger RNA from Cucumis sativus (cucumber), 1032 nucleotides. RefSeq names its product glycine-rich cell wall structural protein 1. The record is from RefSeq and is a predicted model, not a curated record. Lineage: Eukaryota; Viridiplantae; Streptophyta; Magnoliopsida; Cucurbitales; Cucurbitaceae. The coding region runs from base 1 to 1032 and encodes 343 amino acids. The transcript has a single exon.
AUGGGUGGCUCUCAAAAAUGGUUUUCUCUGGGUCUUCUUACCCUCUGCAUUGUGCUCCAUUUGAGCGCUAUUGUUUUGGGAGAUGACAAGCUUAAUAAAAAUGGGUUUAGGGAUGACGACGACUGUCGUUGGGGCAGGCGUUGCGGUGGCAGAUUCGGAGGACGUGGACGAGGUGGCUUUGGUGGCGGUAGAGGUGGUGGAUUUGGUGGUGGUAGGGGUGGAGGACUUGGUGGUGGUAGAGGUGGAGGACUUGGUGGUGGAUCGGGUGGAGGGUUUGGAGGUGGUGGUGGAGUAGGUGGUGGUGCUGGAGGUGGUGUUGGUGGUGGUGGCGGAUUUGGAGGUGGUGGAGGAGGAGGAUUGGGAGGUGGUUCGGGACAUGGUGGAGGAUUUGGAGGUGGCGUUGGAGGUGGUGCGGGAGGAGGAGUUGGGGGUGGAGGUGGAUUUGGUGGAGGCGGCGGUGGUGGUGUUGGUGGUGGAUCAGGUCAUGGUGGAGGUAUUGGAGCUGGAGGAGGUGUUGGUGGUGGUGUUGGUGGAGGCGCUGGAGGUGGAGGUGGAGGUGGAGGCGGCGGAGGGGGUGGUGGUGGCAUUGGUGGUGGACAUGGCGGAGGAUUUGGAGCUGGAGGAGGUGUUGGUGGAGGAGUUGGUGGUGGUGCAGGAGGAGGAGGAGGAGGUGGUGGAGGCGGUGGAGGAGGCGGCGGCAUUGGUGGUGGGUCAGGCCAUGGUGGAGGCUUUGGAGCUGGUGGAGGUGUAGGUGGUGGUAUCGGAGGAGGUGCCGGAGGUGGAGGUGGAGGUGGAGGUGGAGGAGGUGGAGGUGGUGGUUUGGGAGGAGGUUCAGGUCAUGGAGGUGGAUUUGGAGGUGGUGGAGGACUUGGAGGAGGCGCUGGAGGUGGUGGUGGCAUAGGAGGGGGUGCCGGUGGUGGUCACGGUGGAGGAAUUGGAAUAGGAAUAGGGAUUGGAGUGGGAAUAGGUGGUGGAUCUGGACAUGGCGUUGGUGUUGGUUCUGGAUCCGGUGGAGGAGGUGGUGGUCAUUAA